Messenger RNA from Somion occarium, 2077 nucleotides. The record is from the annotation of a GenBank genome assembly. NCBI's taxonomy places the organism in Eukaryota, Fungi, Basidiomycota, Agaricomycetes, Polyporales, Cerrenaceae.
AUAGGACAGUUAUUGCAUUCCAAACCACCAUCUGCGUCUCUCCUGGUUCUUAUGGACACAUUCACCAGUUUGAGUGCUACUACUUGGUCACUGUAUUAAAAUACGAUAAGUCUCAUGCAAAUGUAGUGAAACAGCCUGAUCUUUUAGUCUAGACCAAGCAAGUUCAGGCUUUGGCAGUACUCAGUGCUUGCCGAUCAUGUCAACAAAUCAAGUCCUCGGAUUUCAGGAGCUUUUUGGCUCCGCAUGUAGGAAGGCAUUCAAGGACGGAUGGGACGGAUAGUUACACGGCCGGAAAGCAUCGAGCCUGUGCAUCCGACCCGUGUCCGCGUGUGCCGUCCGUCCUUCUCAUCCGUCUCUUGCAAUAUAAAAGACCCCUUGUGGAUGGCGUAGAGUUCAUCUCAUUCUUACUUGCAUUCUAUCACCACCUUUUAUCAAAGGUCAUUCAUUAUCUUCGGUUUUUUUUUUCAAUCGCCAUGGCUCCCCAAUCUCGCAGUCUGCCGGACAUGACGCGCGAGUUGGUUGGAAUGGACAAUGGUAGACCUUUCAUAAUGCUUAAUCAUCUUGGUACGGGUGGAUAUGGCGCUGUCUAUCGAGCUCGCUAUCUCACCCAAUCCCGCGCGACUGGCAUCGUUGCGGUGAAGGUCAUGAGACAAGCUCCUUCGCACACUCGAUUGGACGCUAUGCAUUGCCGCGAGGUGAUGAAUCAUAAAAAGGUCUCGGCUCAUCCGAAUGUCGUGAACUUCAGGGGAAUCGUCCCUAACCGUGCGGACUACCUCUACAUCAUUAUGGACUUUUGCCCUGGUGGCACAUUGUUCAACCUCGUCUCUGCGACCCAUAUCUUUGCUCGCAAUGAUGCUUUGGUCAAGGAUAUGUUCACUCAAUUGUGCUCUGCGGUCGAGUUUUGUCACGCCAAUGAUGUUUUUCAUCGUGACUUGAAACCCGAAAAUGUCCUUAUCAAUGCUGAGUGUACACAGGUGUACCUCACUGACUUCGGGUUGUCGACCACCCUGGAGGAGAGCAAAACAUUUAAGCUUGGCAGCAAACACUAUAUGUCACCAGAGUGUAUCAAUAAGGAGGGUCUAGCGGAGUCUUAUAGUUGUAGACGUAGUGACAUUUGGGCUCUCGGAAUCAUUUUACUCAACAUGGUUUCGGGACGAUGCCCAUGGAGCGAAGCGUCCCUGGAGGACGCUUGCUUCAAGUUAUACAUGCGUAACCGCAACUUCCUUCGGGAACAACUCCCAAUCUCCAAAAGUCUCAACAACAUUCUUCACAAAAUCUUCACCCCAAAUCCAUCCAUGUCUAUCGGGUUGAAGGAAUUGAGUAGAUUGGUCAUGCAAGCAGACACGCUGUUCAUGACCGAGAAGGAGGUUGCAAAUGGCCCUUCUGCUGUUCAGGAUUCCGCGAAAUACCUCGUUCGUGAUCCAGCAGAGCCGCUGAUUCCAGUUCCGGAGAGACUGGUCUCGGAAGGUUUACCCCUUUGGGUUUUCCCUCCCAGUGGCUCAGACAGUUGGAGCACCUCUAGCUCUAAUUCGGACUCUGCGACGAACAGCGAUGCCGACUGGGAGGACUCCGUCCCGGGGCUUCGUAUGCGCAGAAUUAUCCCUCUCAUCACCGACCCAGACCUUCAUGACGGUCAGGUCGCCUGGAGACGCGACAAAACUGCCGCCGCUCAUUUGGAGAGACCUGAGAUGGAAAGUCGUUCACCUUCUGCACCCACAACAAUCCAUAUCGCUCUACCUUCGUCAAAGAAGGCAUCACCAGGUGUGAAUGCACGAGUUUCAUCCUCGAGCAGAGGGUUAUCAACGUCCUCAUCUUCUUCAUCCAACCACGAUACAACGUCGGGUUCAUCCAACUCGAGCCGGAGUCAGGGUUAUCGUACCCUGACUCACGAAAUUGUUGUGCCGUCGAGUAGUAAACCGUGGAUGAGGCUAGCGAGGCGUAUGAGACGUCUCAUUGGCCAGAUGGCUUAGUUGGUUGUCACCAAAACACCGAUGCUGGCAUCGGUGAAGGACAGUCAUAGCUGAACUAUUUUGAUAUGAUAUAUUUUUACACAAUUUAAUGGGCUUUUUUUCAUGAU